Messenger RNA from Parastagonospora nodorum SN15, 1773 nucleotides. RefSeq lists its product as hypothetical. The record is from RefSeq and is a predicted model, not a curated record. The coding region runs from base 1 to 1773 and encodes 590 amino acids. Gene Ontology annotation, biological process: protein modification by small protein removal. Gene Ontology annotation, molecular function: peptidase activity. Lineage: Eukaryota; Fungi; Ascomycota; Dothideomycetes; Pleosporales; Phaeosphaeriaceae. The transcript has a single exon.
AUGAGUCGUCAGUUUCUUGGAAUUCAGAUCGAUGCCGUAUACCACACGUCCAUCGUCCUCGACAAUAUAGAAUACUACUUCGGUCAGGGUGUUCAAACAUGUCGCGCCGGCGCAACACAUCAUGGCCAGCCAAUGGAGAAGAUCAAGCUUGGGAGAACAGACCUGCCCAUCGAGAUUAUAUUGGAGUACCUGGAGUCGCUGAAGGAAGUCUAUACCCCCGAGUCUUACGACCUGUUUGCGCACAACUGCAACAACUUCUCAAAUGACUUCGCCAUGUUCUUGGUGGGCAAAGGUAUACCGGAACACAUCACCUCGCUCCCUGAGACAGUCCUGAACACGCCAUUUGGUCAGAUGCUUCGACCUCAAAUCGAUGCUGCAAUGCGACCCAUCACUCAAGCGCCCACGCCACAGCCUGCAGCACCGAGCCGACCGCAGACAACGAAUGGAAACACAUCGAACGGUAUGGCGCAGGCCAAUGCGCAACGUGCUAUCAAUGGUCCGCUGGCUGCAGCGACAGGAAGAGUGAACAAUGUGACUGGAAUAAGAGAUGUAGAUCGCCUUCUCGAGCUGGCCAAGGAUCGAUGCGCCAUCAUCUUCUUCACGAGCUCUACCUGCGCCCCUUGCAAGUUGGUAUAUCAGCCGUUUGAUGACCUCGCCGCGGAAGCUGGCCCUAAGUGCGUGUUCAUCAAGAUCGACUUCAGCCAUGCGGAUAAUACUAUCAACAAUCGCUAUCCAAACGUUCGCGCAACUCCCACAUUCAUCACGUAUGUGCGCGGCGAGAAGAGAGACGAGUGGAGCGGAGCUGAUCCACGACAAUUGCGAAGCAAUGUCGAUAUGUUGUUGAACGCUGCAUUUCCGCCCCAUCCUCAUCUUGCUUCAAGCACACCAUUACUGUUGAGGCAGAGCCAACGCCCUAUUGCCUUCACCAAAGUACCAGCUCUGGAAAAGAUUGUCGCGAAAAUGGGGGAUGCUGGCAAGCAUCCAGCUGUGUCAUCAAUAGUGUCCUACAUUGAUGCUCGUGAGCGGUCAGGAGCAAUAGAGGCUCCCUUGACGAAACUUCCGCAAUUCGCCGAAUUCCUGAGGAACCAGUACUUCCCAACCUUUCCUCCUGAGAUUCUCUUCACUGCGUACGACCUUUUGCGCAUCAGUCUUACAGAUGCACGUGUGGCAGGUUUCUUCGCUGAAGAGCACAAGGGCGCAACCGGCACACCAGCUACUAUUCACCACUUGCUCACUCAUGUUGACAGUCUUGGAGCUUCAGCGCCAUAUCCAUUACGACUCACAACAUUGCACGUGGCGUGCAAUCUCUUCAGUUCGUCGCUCUUCAUACCGCAUGUACUCUCUACCCCGCUUUCCUCUUCACUCGUGUCCAUCUUGACAACGGCCCUGCUCGACGAAAAGUACCCAGCGCUCAAAGUCUCGGCACUCAGCCUUGCUAUGAACAUUGCCUCGUCAAAUCACAAGAUCCGGAUGAAGAAGCAUACUGCGAACGCCACGCCUGUUUUACCUAGCGAGUCUGAACUGCCCGAGUCUGAGCAAGUCGAACUUCUCGCGUCACUGCUGGAGACGUUGGGUACUGAGGAGAAAUGGAGCGACAACAAGAAGAUGGCGCUGAUUUGCACGGGUUGGCUUGUAUACGGAGCAGAUAUGGAUGGUGAACUGAAGGACUUAUGGAAGGUCAUGGAUGCUGCGGGUACAGUGGGAAGUAUACAGCCCACAACGGCGGAGGAUAGACUGCUCGUGAAAGAGGUCAAGGGGCUGUUGGAGGCAUGA